Molecule: messenger RNA, 1396 nt
Organism: Fundulus heteroclitus (mummichog)
Lineage: Eukaryota; Metazoa; Chordata; Actinopteri; Cyprinodontiformes; Fundulidae
Gene: rnf115b
Product: E3 ubiquitin-protein ligase RNF115
Exons: 9
Coding region: 61-951 (296 amino acids)
Biological process (GO): positive regulation of DNA-templated transcription; ubiquitin-dependent protein catabolic process; protein ubiquitination
Cellular component (GO): nucleoplasm; cytoplasm
Molecular function (GO): ubiquitin protein ligase activity
Source: RefSeq, a predicted model, not a curated record
GAGACGUUUGGGGGACGGAGGGGGGCAGGUUUCGACGUCAGAGACAGCUCCCUACUAAACAUGGCGGAGGCUUCGGACGCACCACAACAACGUUUUUACUGCCACUGUUGUAAGAGAGAGACGGAGCCCAAACUGCCGGAUUUCAUCUGCCCCACAUGCGAAUCUGACUUCAUCGAGGAGGUAUCAGAAGACUCCAGCCUCCUGCGGGACAGCACGGCAUCAGUAACAAAUGAAGAGUCAAACCUGCUGUUCCCAGACAUAUGGCAGCUGCUGUUCAUGGAGCGCUCCGCCCUGCUGUCCAACCCGCCCUCCUCCGAGUCCCUUCCAGAGGACGACCAGCAGGUAUCCGCAGGUCAGAGCCCUUCACCGCCAGCGUCCCCGGUCGUUACAGAGUUGCAGGAACAGGAGUCGCCUCUUAACCCUGAACGGGACGAGUCUUCCAGCCCUGAGCAAAUUCCUGCUGUGUACGGGAUCAUGCAGCAGGUCUUGGCUGACCUGUUUACCAGCAAUGGAAACUUGUCUCCUCCUCCCACCGCACUGUCGGGCAUGCUGCAGUUGUACUCCAACCCGGGAGAUUACGCGUGGGGUCAGGGAGGCCUGGAUGCCGUCGUCACAGAGUUGUUAGGGCGGCUGGAGAACACAGGUCCACCCCCGGCGAAACAGGAGAAGAUCUCAUCGCUGCCAACAGUCUGCAUCUCUCAAGAACAGAGAGACUGCCGGCUGGAAUGUCCAGUUUGCAGGGAGGAAUAUUCACUGGGCGAAUCUGUCAGGAAGCUCCCCUGCCUCCAUUACUUCCACGGUGACUGUAUAGUACCUUGGUUGGAGCUGCACGACACCUGCCCGGUGUGCCGCAAAAGUCUCGAUGGCGUCGACAACAGCCUCCCGCCCACAUCGCGGCCCCUAGACGAGCGCUCUGACAGGCAAGAACAACAAGAGGGAGAGGAGAUUUGAGCAAAGAGCCACCAACGCUUCACGUCGGAUCAGCCGCUUUCAAAUAAAACCCAUUAUAUGCACCGCAGUCCCAACUGCAGCUUCAGCCCUCACGUCAUUCAUGCGUCUCGGUGAAGGACCUCCAGGUUUUGUACUCUGGGAUAAAUGCUAUUUUUUUUUUUUUUUGCCACCCCUCCCACAGAAGGAUCCAGCUGUCUGCUUGACAACAUCCCGAGCGGGUGUGCUCUUCUCACUGCGCCGCUCGCCGAGGCACUUUUCUGAAUGACUGGCUUUGAUGUGACGAACUAAUAACCACUGCGCAGCUAGUGGCUGUCAAAAAUGACGAGCUCUUACAGAGUUACGGGGAAAACACUUUUACAAUGUUGUCUUGGUGAGACAGUUUCAGCAUUCUGUUGACCUUUAACCAACUUAAAGCUGCCAUUAAAGCUUAACCCUGUGACCUCCA